Molecule: messenger RNA, 3277 nt
Organism: Panthera uncia (snow leopard)
Lineage: Eukaryota; Metazoa; Chordata; Mammalia; Carnivora; Felidae
Gene: SLC46A3
Product: solute carrier family 46 member 3
Exons: 5
Coding region: 571-1755 (394 amino acids)
Biological process (GO): vacuolar transmembrane transport
Cellular component (GO): lysosomal membrane
Molecular function (GO): transmembrane transporter activity
Source: RefSeq, a predicted model, not a curated record
GGCAGCCAGCGGCCCCGCCCUCUCGGCCGGCUGCGGUGCUCCGCGGGCGGGGGCUAAGCCUCUGUCUGGAGCCGACCGGCAGCGGGCCCACAGACCCACCCACCGACCCGCGGACAGGCUGCCCACCGCGCAGGGAGCAGCCGCCCGUGCUCCCUGGGGCCGAGUCCGCAGGGCCACCGAGGAGCCGAGCGGGGGCUGCGCAGUGACCUGUCGCCGUCGUCACUCUGGACGCCGGAGUGCGCUCGGUUGGUUUGCUUUAAAAUGAGAGCUUGAGUUUCCCCGACAGGUGCAUUUGGUCGAAUUCAACGGAAAUUCCCCUCCCCGUCCGAGCGCGGCGGCCGGCGCAGACCCGGCCCCCGACCCAGGCGGCGGUCAGUGUCCCCGGCGCGUCCCGGGCCGCCCCAGCCUCGGGAGCACUUGCUGCUCGGCAGGCGCCCGGAGAGCGCAGGGCACCCCCUCCCCCCCAAAGAAGACAGCCCCCGGGGAUUCCGGCCCCGAAAAUGAUCAGACCUGCGCCUAGCCUGGCAGGAAGACUGUAACCGUGGGAAUUCAACUACCUACCCAGGCAACAUGAAGAUUUUCUUUGUAGAACCUGCCAUUUGCCUGAGUGCAUUUGCUAUGACUUUGACUGCCCCACUGACAACACAGUAUGUGUAUAGGAGAAUAUGGGAAGAAACCAGCAACUACAGUUUUGUGUCGGAUAGCAAUAUUUCUGAGUGUGGAAAAAAUACAAGCAGCCCAAUUUUUGCAUUCCAGGAGGAAGUUCAGAAGAAGGUGUCUCUCUUUAAUCUGCAGAUGGACAUAAGUGGGCUAAUUCCUGGUCUAGUGUCUACGUUCAUACUUCUGUCUCAUAGUGAUCAUCGAGGACGGAAAUUCCCUUUGAUUUUGUCUUCCGUUGGUGCUCUUGCAACCAGUGUUUGGCUCUGUGUGCUCUCCUACUUUGCUUUUCCAGUCCAGCUUCUGAUCGCAUCUACCUUCAUCGGUGCACUGUGUGGCAAUUAUACCACAUUUUUAGGGGCCUGUUUUGCCUACGUAGUUGAUCAAUGUGUAGAACAGAAACAAAGAACAAUUCGAAUAGCUAUAAUUGACUUCAUACUUGGACUUGUCACUGGAUUAACGGGACUGUCUUCUGGCUAUUUUAUCAGAGAACUAGGUUUUGUGUGGUCCUUUUUCAUUAUUAGUAUGGCUCUUGCUGUUAACUUGAUUUAUAUUUUAUUUUUUCUUGGCGAUUCAUUGAAAGAAUCUUCGUCUCCGAAUGUUGCCAUAUCAUGUAGUGAAGGCUUUAAAAACCUAUUUUACCGAACUUACAUGCUUUUUAAAAAUGCUUCCGGUAAGCGACGGUAUUUUCUCUGUUUGUUACUUUUUACAAUGAUCACUUAUUUUUUCGUGACGAUUGGCAUUUCCCCCAUUUUUAUCCUUUAUGAAUUGGAUUCCCCACUCUGCUGGAAUGAAGUCUUUAUAGGUUAUGGAUCGGCUCUGGGUAGCAUUACCUUUUUCAGUAGUUUCCUAGGAAUAUGGCUUUUUUCUUACUGUAUGGAAGACAUUCACAUGGCCUUCAUUGGAAUCUUUACCACCAUGGCAGGAAUGGUCAUGACUGCUUUUGCCAGAACGACAUUAAUGAUGUUUUUAGUCAGGUUGCCAUUCCUUUUCACGAUCGUGCCGCUCUCUGUUCUACGGUCCAUGAUAUCAAAAGUGGUUCGUUCUACUGAACAAGGUAACCGGAGGAGAAAGGAAGUGCCACAGAGGUUUUCAUGAGUCUCUCAGUAUCCCCAUCAUCUUGAAUGAGAAAGGAGAGGAAACUGGAUUCUUUCGGAAUCCCUGUGCUCCAUACGGCCGUGAAACUCCCAGCUAAAGCCACCCUGGACUACCUCUUGCCUCGCUGCUCCCUGCGCACUCUUUGUGAUUACUUGGAACACUGGAAAAACACACUCGACUUUUGAAACCUACCGGAUUAAGAAAAAGUAUAGAUACGAAACAAUGGGCUGAUGACUUAAUCCAGUUUAUCUCUGGUGACUGUGACACAAGUUGAACUGCUCGAGAAAGUUGAGCGACAAGUGAACCCUACCGUGUCACAGGAUGGCUGUUUACGCCAGACACACGUACCACCUGGCCAGCUUUCUGUCAAGAAUCGAGUUAGGUCAUUGCAAAACAGGACUACCUCUGUCCAGUCUGUCCUCCAUGGCACUGUGCCUGGAUGUAGCAAGGGAUCAGAAAUAGAAGAAGAUAAUCGCACAGACAGGUAGGAGAACUUCCUCCCAAGUGAACUGACUUCAUGUUUUAUUAUAAAUCAUGGAGGCAGCAGGUCUGUGUACUACUUGCUGAUUGGUAACUGGGCUGUUGAAUGAAGCUUUUUUUCAUUCAUUCGACAAAUACGGGUUAAACAUCUUCCAUGUGCCAGGACAGACAGGCCCUGGGACACAGCAGUAAACAGAGUAGAUGUGCACUUGGCAUGAACAGAGCUUUCGUUUUAGUCAAAAGAAGACAUGUACGUGAAAACACAGUAUUCUUCAGAGAUAUGUUUAUGUUUUAUGAACAUGUGACCUGUCAUUCAGUGAAGAAUUAGAAGCCACGUACGAGAAGAUGUAUACCGGGGUAAAAAGUCUCAGUAGAUAAAAACCCAUACGCCACACGGUCUACAAGACUAAGACCACGGGGAAAAUUAAAACACGGACAGCGUGAGCCAUAAUCUGGUUACGAAAGGUGACCCUCAUGCUUGCCUUUUCCUUCUCACCAGUCCAUCAAAUACAGUUAUUUACAUGAUUUGCAUUGUUUGUAGAAAAAACACAUCACAACUUCUCAUGGAAAAGUAAACUUGGCAAAGCAGGGAACAAGCACAACGGCUUAAUGAUAGAGUCCGCCAAAGCCACGUAGGGACUUCUACCGGGGACAUCAAGAAGAGCGGGAAAACCAGGACAAAGUUUUUCAUCUGGUGAUGCCAAAUAGGGCAAAGGGGAAGACAAGUACAUCAAGAUGACCCGCCUGUCCUUUAGAGGUUUAACCGCUCAGUCAGCGUGGUCUUGGAUUGCAGACAGAACGAAACAUUGGCAGAAUUUGUGCCCCCUUUUCUCGGAUUAUGAACUUGGACUGACCACGCAGCCACCCUACGCUCCUCGAACGAUGCUCCAGGGCCUGCCCUCGACCAGCCGUGGUAGGUGGGCAGGGGUGCCGGGCAGUGGCGGGAUCCCCGCUCACUCAGUCUCGUGAGCCACCUCAGCGUGGAAGCCAUUUCAGGCAGGGAAGGCAGAAAAGACUCACUUCGCAUCAAACCAUGGCAUAA